Phyllostomus discolor (pale spear-nosed bat) is the source of this 5226-nucleotide messenger RNA. It is a transcript of the gene IFIT5, whose product is annotated as interferon induced protein with tetratricopeptide repeats 5. Gene Ontology annotation, cellular component: cytosol. The record is from RefSeq and is a predicted model, not a curated record. NCBI's taxonomy places the organism in Eukaryota, Metazoa, Chordata, Mammalia, Chiroptera, Phyllostomidae. The coding region runs from base 16 to 1842 and encodes 608 amino acids. Gene Ontology annotation, biological process: defense response to virus. Gene Ontology annotation, molecular function: protein binding; RNA binding. The transcript has 2 exons.
UACUGGUCUAUAAAGAUGCCCCUGCGGCCCCUGAGUCCGGCAACAACGGGGGUGGGGACGUUCCCACUCAUCCCUUCCAGCAAGUUUCCGUUUCCUGGAGCUGGACUCCGCCUAGUCGGGGUCAGAUUCGCAUUGGAGUUUCCUUUUCCCCACUCCAGUCUUGCCUUUAACAAAGACAAACGCCCAGGCACUAGCCCAGCACCGCAGACCUGGUGGGUAGCCCGGCCCGCCCAUCAGCCCCGCUGCGCACACGCACAAGCUCUGCAGCCCGGCGCCCCCGCCCCCCCACCCCGCCAGCCCCCUUUGCUCAGCAGCGCAGCAUCCGGGCCGAGGAGAAAACCCGAGGGGACUGCGGACUGCCCCAAGCCAGAAGACCCUCGGAGCCCAGCCACCAUGAGCGAGAUUCCUAAGGACUCCUUGAAGGCCAUUCUGUUGGAGUUAGAAUGUCACUUCACAUGGAAUUUACUUAAGGAAGACAUCGAUCUGUUUGAAGUGGAAGAUACAAUUGGGCAACAGCUUGAAUUUCUUACCACAAAAUCCAGACUCACUCUUUAUAACUUACUGGCCUAUGUGAAACACCUAAAAGGCCAAAAUAAAGAUGCCCUAGAGUGCUUGGAGCAAGCAGAAGAAAUAAUCCAGCGGGAACACUCAGACAAAGAAGAAGUACGAAGUCUGGUCACUUGGGGAAAUUAUGCCUGGGUUUAUUACCACAUGGACCAGCUUCAAGAAGCGCAGAAGUAUGCAGACAAGGUAGGGGAUGUCUGCAAGAAAAUGUCCAGUCCUUUUAACUACAAAUUGGAGUGUCCUGAGAUUGACUGUGAGAAAGGGUGGGCACUUCUGAAGUUUGGGGGAAAGUAUUACCAAAAGGCUAAAGCAGCUUUUGAGAAGGCUCUGGAAGUGGAACCGGACAAUCCAGAAUUUAACAUCGGCUAUGCCAUUACAGUGUAUCGGCUGGAUGAUUCUGACAGAGAGGGGUCUGUAAAGAGCUUUUCUCUGGGCCCUCUGAGGAAGGCUGUUACACUGAAUCCAGAUAACACCUACAUUAAGGUUUUUCUGGCACUGAAGCUUCAAGAUGUACAUGCAGAAGCUGAAGGGGAAAAGUAUAUUGAAGAAAUCCUGGACCAGAUAUCGUCUGAACCUUAUGUCCUCCGUUAUGCAGCCAAAUUCUACAGGAGAAAAAAUUCCUGGGACAAAGCUCUGGAACUUUUGAAAAAGGCCUUGGAGGUGACACCAACCUCUUCUUUCCUGCAUCACCAAAUGGGACUUUGCUACAGGGCACAAAUGAUCCAAAUCAAGAAGGCCACGCGCAACAGACCUAAAGGAAAAGACAAACUGAAAGUCGACGGGCUGAUUGCAUCUGCUAUAUUUCACUUCAAGGCAGCUGUGGAGCGAGACUCUAUGUUUGCAUUUGCCUACACAGACCUGGCCAACAUGUACGCCGAGGGAGGCCAGUAUAGCAAUGCUGAGGACAUUUUCCAGAAAGCCCUCCGUCUGGAGAACAUCACCGAUGACCACAAACAUCAGAUCCACUACCACUAUGGCCGUUUUCAGGAGUUUCACUGUAAAUCAGAAAAUACUGCCAUCCACCAUUACUUAGAAGCCUUAAAGGUCAAAGACAGGUCAUCCCUUCGUACCAAACUGACGAGUGCUCUGAAGAAACUGGCUACCAAGAGACUUAGUCACAAUGCUUCAGAUGUGCAGAGCUUAAGUGCCCUGGGGUUUGUGUACAAGCUGGAGGGAGAAAAGAGGCAAGCUGCUGAGUACUACGAGAAGGCCCAAAAGAUAGAUCCCGAAAACGCAGAAUUCCUCUCUGCUCUCUGUGAGCUUCGACUUUCCAUUUAACUACAUAACGCUAGGAAAGCAGUUUUAAAGCUCUUCUUCUAUUUUGGGUUCUUAUAUUUUUGUUUAUUAUUUUAAUCCACUCAUUACAGGGUCAUUUUUUAGUGAAUGGUCAGUGUGUACCAGCCAUCAUGUUAAACACUUUAUAUACAUUAUGAUGACUUAUUUUCUGUUUUGUACUUUUUAAUUAAAAUACCAUAGUUCAUUAAGAAACAGCAACAUUCCAGCUGUUGUAACUUUUAAAAAUGGCAUUGCCAUUUUGACUAUAUACCCUUUAUCUCUGCUAUUUAUAAUAAUGUUCUGAUUAAGUUUUGUCAAAUUUCCCAUAUUACUCACUCAUGCCGUGAGAAUAAUCCUACAUAAGUCUUUGACUCCUAGGUCAGGAACACUGUUUCAGGGGUGCAAAAUUACGUAGCAUACAAAAGAUGGAAUCUUCCAGCUACAGAUGUUCUUAAUUAUGUAGCAUAUAAAAGAUGGAAUCUUCUAGCUACAGAUGUUGCAAGUUUGUUGAGGAUAUUUAACCAUUACCCUAAAGAAUCCUCUUUGUUGGAAGAACAAAGUUCAUAAUAAAAAGUUUGUCAUCUCUGAUAACUGCAAUAAAAAAAAACUGGAACAUGAGAAAAAAGAUUUCCUCAAAUACAGGACCUUAGGGACCCAUGAAAAAUCAGCAGUAUUAUCUCCCAAAAUGUUCAGUAUGUAGCUAGAAACAGUUAGGAGGAAAAAAUGAAGAAUGGAAAAUCGUUAGUCUCAAGUUUCUCUGGUUCUUUAACUGGAAGAAUAAAUUUAAACUGAAGAUGCCAUUUUAAUUUUCCCAAUUAGAACUGCAGUAUUUUUAGGUUAUAAUCAUUGAGGUAGAAAGCAGACCAAUUAAGAAAUUGGAAAGAUAAGCAAAUGUAUAAAGUAAAAGUCCCUAGUCUAGUGAUUUAGUUUUGAGUCUGGACUGGGUAGAGUUCUCAUACCCCUAAUUUCUGGCCUUUGGUUAACUGUUUCAGAAUUCCAGCUUACUUCUGUGAAGCUUUUUCUUUUGUCUGAAGUUUUCAGAUUGACAUGUUUUCCUAUAGAUCCUGCAGGAAUAGGUAAGCCCAGCUUUCAGUUUUAAUAUCUACCUUGAAGGGUCGCUGUUGAAAGGCUUUAAUCCCAAGGGACUUUUUAAAUUGGGAUGUUGUUAAAAGUGGCUACUCUAAUGUUGUUUCUUUUCUUAUGUUUACCACCAGUAUUAGUGGAAAAGUGUGCCAUGUUAUUUAAUUCUCUAUACCUCCAGUGUAGCUCUUAAAACUAAUGUGUGUGUGUUUUCAUUUUUGUUGCUAUUUUUAUUUUUUUAUUUCUGUUAUGGUUUUGAUUAUUAUAAAAGUAGUGCAUUGUCAUUGUAAACUUUCAAACAAUGCAGAAGUGUAUGAAUUUAAAAAUAAGCGCACUCCCCUGACCCUACCCCAGUUCUACACCCCCAGGUAAACUGUUACCAAUUUGAUUUGUACCUUUCCAGAUAGCUUUCCUAUGCACAUUCAGACAUACAUAUAUACUGCAAUGUAGCUCAUGAAUUAAAUUUUUUUUAAUGUUUGUUUUACUUUAAGUCCCUGUUUUGUUUAUUUUGCUCAUUUUAUUUGUUUAUUCAAGAAGGAAAAACAGGGAAGGGAGUGAUCUUUACUUAAGUAUUUUAGAAAUUCAAGACUAGAAUGUUUUAUUUUGCAGAAACCAUUUUCCCUCACUGGGUAUAAUGUCCUGAUCAAGGUUAUGUUCCCAGGUAGACAUUUGACAUGCAGUAAAAUACAGUUAUGGUAUCAAGACAAAGAUGUAACUCUAAGCCUCUAUAUCUGAACAUUAGACUUUGAAGUCUAUGAAAUGAUUUUAAAAUUUACUAGAUAUUAAAAUAAUGAAAUAUAUAAGAAGUCAUAACAUGCUAAGAAGGUAUAAAAUUAGCAUAUGACAAACACAACUAUAAAUACUGAACUAAAAGUAAUGUUUAUAAUAACUUUAAAUUUUGUCCAUAAUUUUACUUAUCUUCCAAAAAUUUAUAAUUAUUUAGAAAUAAUUCAUAGACUCUCGGGUUUAAAAAAGACCUCAGAGUUCACCUUUGUCAAUUAACCGUCAAAACUUCAACUUUUGAUGGCUUGAAUUAUCUUCAUAAAUGAUAAUUUCAUCUUUAGAUAGUCCUUAGUCUUAGAAAUGUAUUUCCUCCAUUUAACUGAAGACUUAUGGCCUGAAGUUUAUAUAUUUUAGUCUGUUUUUAGGGACCUCGGAGAUCUAAUCCUUUUUAGACAAACCAAAAAUAUGCCCAGGGAAGUGGUUGUAGUUGCCCUUCGGGGUAAUUUCACCCUUCUGUUAGAGAGGAGUGCCUCUUCCCCAGUCCCCAAGGUGAUCUUGAAAACCAUUUUGUUGAACAGUAAAGCUAUGCUUACUGGCCCCACAAAAGCUAACAGAAAUCCUUUCAACAAGUGAAUCAGCUGGCAGGAAAACUGACUUCAGAGAAAUGGAGCUCUUAAACAUAUUUUCUGUCCUCUCUUGGUGCAGACCUAGUCUUAGCAGUUCAUCAUGCACCACCUGCCAGAGUUUCAAAGGCAAUAUAAGCAGUCACUGCACCUUUCUAGACUGAGUCUGUGAAGAUUAUCUCAGUUUAAGAAAAAAUGCACAGACCCACAGAACUUUAGAGCCAGGAGAACCCCAAGAAAAUGCCUGCUCCAGCCAACUUUGACCAAAAAAAGUUGUGACCCAGGGUGGUGAUGUGGCUUAAGAUUUCACAACUAACCACUUUCUUCUGGUUCAGCAUCACUCUUCCCUAUUUGACAGUUUAUCUGGUCAUGAUGGGAUUGUGCCUACAUGACAUCAACCAGGACACAGCAGGCCCAAGGGUGGUUCUUUUACAGAAUGUGCUUGUUGAGAUUAAAGAACAGGACAGAAAUAUAAAACAUUAAAAUGUGGCAUGUUCUUUUAUAAUCAGUAGAUUAUAAGAAAUGAGAAUCCACUGGCCUGGAAAAUUAGAGUAGUCUCCUUUGAGUAGUUCAAGGAUAGAAAUUUGUAACCCUAACAUGGGUGGCCAUGAGAUGCACCUCUCAGAUCUCCAGCAACAAGGAUUAUAACUGACUGAGGGUCCUGUCUGCUACCUGCCAACAUCCAUCAUUGCAUUUGCACUGAGGCCAGGCUUCCCAGCAUGGCAGGAAUAUGAAUCCAGGCCCCGACCCAGGACAGGCAGGACUCCUCUGACUUGGGCUCGAGGAUUCCUCACCAAGCUUACCAUAUUUUCCUGAUAACGAUGUUAAGGUCUAAGAUGCUUCCACCUAGCUUUUCUUCUUUCUCCUGCAUCAUAAUCCGAUGGCUCCCUGAACUUCUCCCUGCCCCCUUCCAUUUUCUCUCACAGAUGUUGCCCUAAUAAAUCUUUUAUAAUUAACACUA